Molecule: messenger RNA, 2820 nt
Organism: Cyphellophora attinorum
Lineage: Eukaryota; Fungi; Ascomycota; Eurotiomycetes; Chaetothyriales; Cyphellophoraceae
Product: Glucan 1,3-beta-glucosidase
Exons: 2
Coding region: 1-2820 (939 amino acids)
Molecular function (GO): polygalacturonase activity
Source: RefSeq, a predicted model, not a curated record
AUGCGUCCGAUCAUUUCACUCGCUUGCCUGUCACUUGCUUCUGCUAUAGAUCCAGCGCAUCAACCGGCAUGGGUCAAAAGCGUGGUUGCUUCAGCCAGCAGCGCCUAUGCUCCCUGGCUGACUGACAUACCCAACGCUCUUGUGAAGCGCCAAUGUGAUGAGCCAGAGCACGUCGGAGGACCACGGCAUGGUCUGGCGCCCGGGCAGGCUCCUUACGCUACUGCUCAGCCUCAGCCUUUUGCUGUGUCGCCCGAGAGCCAGUAUCCCAACGGCCCGCCAGCGAAUGUCCCCGGGUCAAGUAGUGGCCCGCCAAAUGGUGGACCGCCCCAUGGAGGGUCUCCGAACAACGGGCCGGCUGGCGCCGCUCCCCCCAAUGGGGUCGUUUCGCCAUAUGGGCCACCUACGAACGGAGGUCCUCCAGGCGGUCCGCCACCUGGCCAAUUCCCGCCCCUCAGCCCGGGAUCAGUCACAGGUCCACCAGGAGGCCAUCCACCAUUCCCGACUCCUUCGAACAGUACCAAUGGCACUUGCUACUUCUGGCUGGAGGACAUUCAGCACCAAGGAAUUGCUCCCUAUGCGCCGGAAGGAUAUCAAGUCUUCCGCAAUGUCAAGGACUUUGGUGCAGUAGGUGACGGAGUCACAGACGACACAGCAGCUAUCAAUCUAGCCAUCUCGACUGGCGACCGCUGCGGGCCAGGAACAUGCAACUCCUCUACCACGACUCCAGCGACUGUAUACUUCCCAGCUGGAGAGUAUCUAGUCUCUUCGUCUAUCAAGAACUUUUAUGAUACUCAGAUCAUCGGAAACCCGAAUUGUCUGCCAGUCAUCAAAGCGUCGGCCAACAUGACCAGCUGGGUCAUUGACUCCAGCGGAUUCGGUGCAACAAACACGUUCUUCAGACAAAUUGAAAAUUUGAUCCUCGAUCUGACCGCCGUCCCGCCUGAAGUUCCUGUUACAGGUAUCUUCUGGCCAACGGCACAAGCAACUCGCCUCCAGAACUUAGUAUUCAAGCUGAGCGAUGCACCGGGAACACAGCAUCAAGGCGUCUUCAUUUCAGAAGGAAGUGGUGGCAUCAUCAAUGACCUUGUCGCUUAUGGCGGUCUCUACGCGUUCAAUUGGGGCAAUCAACAAUUCACGAUGUCAAAUCUGACUGUAUACAAUGCUGUGACCGCAAUCAACCAGAUUUGGGACUGGGGCUUCUCAUACUCAUACCUCAGUAUCAACAACUGUUCGGUCGGCUUGAACAUGUCCAGUGGAGCCCCAAGUGCACUAUCCGUUGGCCAAGUGCUGAUCUUCGAUUCCACAUUCACCAACACACCCAUCGGUAUCGCCUACGGACGUAGCAACUCGUCACAGCCACCAGCAGCAAAUGCUCUUGCUAUCGAGAAUGUCCAAUUCAACAAUGUUCUCUCCAUUGUCGAAGGCAGCACCACAGUUGCAGGCUGGGCUGCUGGCCAUGCCUACACGCCGAAUGGUCCCAAUGUGAUCGAAGGACCUAUCACUCCCAAUAAUAGACCCGGCUCUUUGUUGCUCAACGGUAGAUACUAUCGAAGCGCGAAGACUGACUUUGCCUCUGCGCCUGCAUCGGCUUUUUUGUCAGUCCGCAGCGCAGGUGCGAUAGGAGACGGAUCGACCGACGAUACCGCAGCAUUCCAAGCCGUCGUCAACAGCGCAGUCUCGCAGAGCAAGAUACUCUACAUCGAUGCUGGCGUCUAUGUUUUGACGAAGACAUUAUAUAUCCCAGCCGGGGCACGCAUUACAGGCGAAGCAUAUCCGACACUUCUUGCUACUGGCUCAUUCUUCGCUGACAUGUCCACUCCGCAGCCGUUCAUUCAGAUCGGUAAGCCAGGGGAGACCGGUACAGUCCUCUGGGCAGACGCCAUGAUAUCUGGUCGCGGAGCACUUCCAGGCGCCAUCUUUGUCGAGUACAAUCUUGCCUCUUCAUCACCAUCUGCAGCACCUGCAGGCGGGACCUGGACUGACUAUGGCUCCCAGAGUCUCACCGGCCCGUCCUCUCUGUGGGACGUACACGUACGAAUCGGCGGGUUCGCCGGCUCCGACCUUCAGAUCAACAACUGCCCGGUCGACAAGACCACCGCUAUUCCACCCGGAACAGUCCCAGAGCAAUGUAUAGCCGGCUUCAUGUCUAUGCACAUAACCUCUUCUGCCGCCAACCUCGAGCUGUCCGCCAACUGGCUUUGGACGGCCGACCACGACAUCGAAGACCCCGAUCUCCGCCAGAUCACUAUCUUCAACGGCCGCGGUUUAUACGUUGACUCCGCAGCCGGGCCACUGUGGCUGUGGGGCACUGCAGUCGAGCAUCACGUUCUCUACGAGUAUCAGGUUUCCGAUACAGCACAGAUCUUCAUGGGCGAGAUCCAGACAGAGACGGCAUACUAUCAGCCGAAUCCACCUGCUACUUUGCCUUUCACGGCUUUGCCGCAGUGGAAUGACCCUGUCUUCCCGGAAUACUGCUAUACUAUUGAGGGAAGGAACUUUACUGGUCCAAACACAACGUUCAAUAAUGCAUGCGAUGGGUGGGGAUUGCGGGUGUUGGGCGCUGAGAGCGAUGUUUUGGUAUAUGGUGCAGGGCUGUACUCGUUCUUUGCGAAUAACAAUGUCAGCUGUGCGCCGGGAGGCACCAAUCCUGGGUGCCAGGAUGGAAUUUUCAGUGUUGAGGGAGGCGCAAGUGUAAGCGUGUAUGGGCUGAACACUGUUGGUGUGAGGAGUAUGGCGGAGAUUGAUGGGACGAGCGUCAUCACUGCGACAGACAAUGUGGCUGGGUUCACGAAUGCGGUUGUGCUGUUCAGGACAGGAUAG